Cooperia oncophora is the source of this 1056-nucleotide messenger RNA. The record is from the annotation of a GenBank genome assembly. Lineage: Eukaryota; Metazoa; Nematoda; Chromadorea; Rhabditida; Trichostrongylidae.
CAAAGGGCAGCGAUCGCUCAGGCGUUUGACGAGUACAAGCAGAAAACGUGCGUUCGAUUUGUGCCACGUAAUGAGGACGAUUUCGACUAUAUCUACAUUAAACGGAAUGUGGCAUUCGGGUGCUCCUCAUAUGUUGGUCGAGCUGGUGGUAAUCAGACUGUAUCACUGGAAGUCGACAAAUGCUUCUCGAAGGGUAUUAUUGCCCAUGAACUGAUGCAUGCACUGGGUUUCUUUCAUGAGCAUUCUCGAACGGAUCGCGAUCAAUACGUGGAUAUUCAGGAGGACAAUAUCAGGCCGGGUAUGCUGAGAAAUUUCGAGAAGUAUCCGCGAAAAAUCAUCGAUCCAUUGGGGAUGCCGUACGAUUACGACUCCGUCAUGCACUACCAUAAACUGGCCUUCUCCCGGAACGGCAAGCCAACGAUUGUGCCCAAAAAGCGCUCAGCGGAAGUCGGCCAACGAUAUAAACUGAGCGAAAUUGACGCAAAGAAGGUGAACAAGCUGUAUGAGUGUGGUGAGUAUUUGGGUACCAGUACGACGACAACAACGACCACUACAACUACCACAACCACUACUGCACCGCCCACGACGUCCAAAAAGUCGAGGACGAGAUCGCGCACACGAAGCACUUCGCGUCGUACAACUGCCACUACUACCAGGAGAACGAGAACCACUACCACAACGGCGGCAUCCACGACAGAGCCGAAGAGAACGAAAAAGAAGUGUGAAGAUCUGAAUGCUCAUUGUGGGAUGUGGCAGCAACUCGGCCACUGCCAGCAUUCUACGAAGUACAUGGCACAUUACUGCAGAAAAUCGUGCGGAAUGUGCGACGAGGAAGUAACAACGACUACAGAAAAGCCGUAUGGCAACAAGAAGGAGCGAGGAAGAGGUGGCACAGGAGAAAAAGGAGAACGAAAAGAGAAAGAGAAGGAAAAGGAAAAAGAAAAGACAUGCACGGACAAGAACCUCUUCUGCGGUUACUGGGCGAAGAUUGGAGAAUGCAAAAGCGAAAGCAAAUUCAUGAAAAUCUUCUGUAAAGCAUCAUGUGGGCGGUGCUAA